GGGAGGGAAUGUGGGAAAUAGCAUAGGGCAAAUCUGCAUUAUUCUGGUGUUCCUUUGUAUUUUCUCAUUUUUAGUCUUGCAUCUUUACCUUUUUAUUGGAAAUAUGUGCUUAUUUCUAUGAUUUUAUUAAACCAGUUAUUUAUUCAGAAUUUUGAGCAGUAGAAUGGAGGCCUAGUGUUUGUUCAUUGUAAAGUGUAAUUUUGAGUACAAACACUUCCUUUUCACAGGACAGGACAGGGUCUGUAUUAUUUUGUCUCUACCCAGUUUCCUUGUAGACCCUUCACCUAUUUUAAAUCAUCAAGCAGAAACAGUUCAGGUCUGUAUGGUGCAAAAAUAAACCUAGGAUCUGCUGUGAUGGCAUCCGAUGACUUUGAUAUAGUGAUUGAGGCCAUGCUGGAGGCUCCCUAUAAAAAAGAGGAGGAUGAGCAGCAAAGGAAGGAGGUUAAAAAGGACGGCCCUAGCAACACCAGCAGCAGCACCGGCAAUGGUGGCGGUGGGAGCAGCACCAGUGGGGAGGAAAGCAAGAAGAAGAGUCGGAGCCAUAGUAAAAGCAGGGAUAGAAAGCGCAGUCGUAGUCAAGACCGUAGUCGAGACCGGGAUCGGCAUAGACGGAGGAGUAGUCGGAGCCGAAGCCGAGAUCGGCAGCGUCGUCACCGCAGCCAUAGCUGGGAUCAUCAACAUAGUAGUGAGUCCAGAAGUCGGGCCCCACGUCGUGAGAAUCGUGUGCACUACCGGAGUCCACCACUUGCCGCUGGGCAUAGGUAUGGACACAGUAAGAGUCCUCAUGUCAGAGAGAAGAGUCCGGUCAGGGAGCCAAUUGAUAAUCUGAGUCCCGAGGAACGUGAUGCCCGAACAGUGUUCUGUAUGCAGUUAGCUGCUCGCAUUCGGCCUCGAGACCUGGAGGACUUUUUCUCUGCUAUUGGCAAGGUUCGUGACGUACGUAUUAUCUCAGAUCGGAACUCCCGUCGCUCUAAGGGCAUUGCCUAUGUGGAAUUCUGUGAAAUCCAGUCUGUGCCACUGGCCAUUGGGUUGACGGGGCAGCGGCUGCUGGGGGUGCCCAUCAUUGUGCAGGCCUCGCAGGCUGAGAAAAACCGGCUGGCAGCCAUGGCCAACAACCUACAGAAAGGCAGUGGUGGACCAAAGCGCCUCUAUGUGGGCUCCCUGCACUGCAACAUCACCGAGGACAUGCUCCGGGGCAUCUUUGAGCCCUUUGGCAGAAUUGAUAAUAUUGUCCUGAUGAAGGACUCGGGUACAGGCCGCUCUAAAGGUUAUGGUUUCAUUACGUUCUCUGACUCUGAGUGUGCCCGACGGGCCCUGGAACAGUUGAAUGGCUUUGAGCUUGCUGGUCGACCUAUGAGGGUUGGCCAUGUGACUGAGCGACCGGAUGGUGGCACAGACAUCACUUUUCCUGAUGGAGACCAGGAGCGGGAUCCGGGAUCAGCAGGUGGACGUUUGCAGCUCAUGGCCAAGUUGGCAGAAGGCUCUGGAAUCCAACUGCCAACCACAGGCACUGCUGCCGCCGCUGCCCAAGCUGCUGCCUUGCAGCUGAAUGGAGUUCACUUGGGGGCCCUAAACCCAGCAGCUCUGACUGCUCUGAGUCCAGCCCUGAACCUUGCCUCUCAGGCAAUUGCCUCCCAGUGCUUUCAGCUUUCCAGCCUUUUUACCCCCCCGACCAUGUGAGCCGCAGGACCUCAUUCAUUUUAGUCUCUGGUUAUUUUCUUUCGUUUGACUUCCAUUCACCUCUUCUCUUGGCCCCAAGUAAGUCAGUGGCACAGUACAUUGCCUCCCUAUGCCUCUGCGCCCUGUCACUCCCUUCUUCAUAUCUACCAUUCUACGGCCCCUUCUAUCCAUUUUGUGGAUCAAGCCAUCCUGAAGCCAUGGACAUUAACUCGGGGGGAACUGGGGCUGUAGACACCAAGAAGAACUCCUGCCCUGGACACACUGGGAAUGGACUUUGCUGAGCAACCAGUAGUUGAAGAGAAGAAAGUUAUUGAACACCUGUCUCUCCAUGUAUAUCAUCUCCUGGGAUGAUCUUAUUGCCCUCACCUCUUAGUGAUUUCUCAAUUCCUCCUCUGUUGAGAAGGCCUUUGGGCAUUAACUGAAAGAACUGUUUUUGGGGUGUUUUUUUUUUCCCUCCCUAUACCUUUACCCUACAAUUUUGUCAAGGAAAAACCCUUAAGCCCUCUGGCCCAAGAGGACUUUGCAGUUUGGGGGCUGAACCUUGAAGGUGCUGGCUUGAUGCUACAAGGGCCCUAGAAGAUAGCGUGGAUGUGCAUGUGCAUUGUGAAGCCUGCCUGAGACCUCAGCCUGGGGCCAGAACCACUGUGGGCUCUGCAGUUUGCUGGGAGCAAAAUAGCUGGCAGGUGUUUUGGAUGUCUUAGGGGCAUUCAGGAGUUUAGUGAAAGAUGGGGCACCUUUCCAGUAUUUUCCAUCAUCUUUUGUAUAGUUAGUUGUCCUUCCUCCCAGGUUCUUCCUUUGGUCCAGGAAGGGAGGAUGGUGGGGAAGCUGCUACUCUCCACUACUCCGAUGUGCCUCUCCUGUGGGCUCCAUCCCUGUGCUAAAGCCGCUCCUGUCCCCUACUUGGGCACAUCUGAGCCCUUCUCACUGGAUUUUAUGAACUUGUGUCUGUGUACAUAAAUAUAUAUAUAUAAACUUUGUACAAAAGGCAAGCCUUGCUGUUGUGGCUGCUGCCCAUAUGUGUGUGGUCUCAAGUCAGUUGUGUCUGAUGUUAACUUGUAAUGAGCCAAAACCAAGAGUGGUUGUAGGAAUGUAAAAACAAUGCCAUUGUGUUUUCUUUAUUUUAAUGGUAUUUUUAGAAAUAAAACAGGACAAAAGGU
This is a messenger RNA of Pipistrellus kuhlii (Kuhl's pipistrelle), 2837 nucleotides long. RefSeq names its product RNA binding motif protein 23 (gene RBM23). Gene Ontology annotation, biological process: mRNA processing. Gene Ontology annotation, cellular component: nucleus. The transcript has 14 exons. The coding region runs from base 355 to 1680 and encodes 441 amino acids. Lineage: Eukaryota; Metazoa; Chordata; Mammalia; Chiroptera; Vespertilionidae. The record is from RefSeq and is a predicted model, not a curated record. Gene Ontology annotation, molecular function: RNA binding.